AUGUCGCAUCUCCCCAAAAUUGAAGUCGAUAUCCCAUACGACGACGAAUCCACCGUCGACCGGUCGAUUGAUGAAUUGCAAGCGCGAGGAGCGUCCAAAUAUCGUACCAGAAUAGUGUUUGGGUCGCAAAACGAGUUUGUUAUUCAACUCGCACGUGUGCUUUCAACCUACAAAUCGUUGGACCCCACCGACGUUGAUCGGCUCGCGGGGUCCAAACAUGUCUGCUGCAACAUCAAGGGGCUUACACGCCAAGACCAGGUCGACGCGUACCUGCAGUUUGUCGGGGAAUCGGAACAACCACAGUUUGCCAUGGAACACGUAAAUAUCCGAGAAGGUCCAGCAGGUACCGGUAAAUCGUACACGGCCGUGUUGGGGGAUGUCGGUGUCAUGCGCGAGUUGCACGGAUCAUUUUUGACCACCAAUACGAACGCUUUGGUCAUUACACACAAAUCCAAGAUAUUCCAUCACGGUGGCGUGACGGACGGUAAUCCGACCAUCAGUCCCAGUACUCUCACCAGCGAGUACGCGGCCUAG
This is a messenger RNA of Sphaeroforma arctica JP610, 534 nucleotides long. RefSeq lists its product as hypothetical. The record is from RefSeq and is a predicted model, not a curated record. The transcript is spliced from 2 exons. Lineage: Eukaryota; Ichthyosporea; Ichthyophonida. Bases 1 to 534 code for a protein of 177 amino acids.